Molecule: messenger RNA, 2614 nt
Organism: Tribolium castaneum (red flour beetle)
Lineage: Eukaryota; Metazoa; Arthropoda; Insecta; Coleoptera; Tenebrionidae
Exons: 7
Coding region: 371-2278 (635 amino acids)
Source: RefSeq, a predicted model, not a curated record
UGGCAGCGUUGAAAUCCCUGAUCAUCACCGAUAUCAAAAGAAAAAAAUUACAAUAAUGGUGUAAAAUAAUACAAUUUGUUUAAAGUAAACAUCAGGUUUUUGUAUCCUUUUUGCAAUUUUGUUGUUAAUUUUGGAAUUUCGUUCGGGACGUAUUCAGAAAAACCCUUUUGCUUCACAAUGGAAAUGGAGUUUGGCCUCAAAUAGUGCGAGCAUGUUGUGAAAACAUUUCUCUACUUCCAAGACUCAGUAAUUCUGGGUUAUCGCAGUAAUUUAAUCGUAUUUCUCGUAAUAUGACUGCUAAUGUUGCACCAAUUACUCGUAACAACAGUGCUUCUCGUCAGUAUCUUCUGAAGAUUAACUAGUAACAGCGAUGUUGGCAAGUCUUCUGGGCGGUCAGUAUGAUUCAUAUCAAGCAGAUUCUUCCCACAGACUGGUUAAUUCAGUCAGAAGUUACAUAAACGCAAAAUUGGAAUAUGAACGUACGACGCCUGAAUUCGUCGCUGAAAUACGACGGAUGUUGUAUUUUAUUCACGAAUACAAUUGUCAUGUGUUGAAGCUUACUCGCCAAUAUCCACGCUCAAGAAAAUUCGACUUACUUCUAGUUAAAUAUGUAGAGUUAGAAUUUGAUGCUUUGUAUUAUAAUAAUCCGCAUCCUCCGCGACAACUCGAGAUUAGCACUGAGUUAAGAGUUUCGCGGGUGCUUCAGGUGAUGUUAUACCAAACCGUCCUUAACAAUGAAACGUUAAUAACAAAAAGUACUGAUUACGUGUUGAAACGAGCGGUUUUGCAGCUGCUGGGCGAAGUAAAAUCCACGUAUUUCGUUAGGAAUAAGUUGGUUUAUAAUAUCGCAAAUGACUUACGUGAGAAAAUUGGUCGACCAAACAACUUGCCAGUUUGGGAAAUUAAUAAAAACCUCGCCACUAGCGAUUAUGGAACAGAUAGUGACUCCGAGGGCGAAAAUAAUGUAUUUGCCCGAAAGUUGGAUAAUCAAGCUUCUCAAACAUCUUCCACACCUACGAUAGAGUUUGCAGAUGACGACAAUUAUUUCGUCUAUUUGGAGAAACACUUAGAUAAACGAAAAUUUAGUACAAAACGAAGUUCUUAUGAAGCUCAUAGCAAUAAUUUCAAUGCAAAAAAUUCUAAAUCCAGUUCAGUCGUAAGCAAUAACUUGAAAAAACCCAAAAGUUUGGAUGCAGUUUGUGUCGUCGUUUCUUCCGAUUCUGAAGAUGAAGAUGGGAUUACAGAAGUCACAAGUGACACCAAAGUUUGCAAUAAACGUAACUUUAGUAAAAAAAGCAACGAGUGUAAUAAGAAAGCAAAAACUAACAAGUCUGUUGUAACGUUUGAAAUACUCGAUGAUGACGACGACGGUGAAACAAAUUAUAUGGUUUAUUUGCACAAAGAAGUGGAAACAAACCAAAGACCCAAACCCCUAAAACAGGAGGAAGUAAUCAUUUGUUCAGAUUCUGAAGACGAAUUAGAAGAAAAUACAAAAAAUGAUCUAAAAAAUGGAGUACAAGAGGCACAAAUUAGUGUUGAUCAAAUGGUACCUGAAACAAAUGGUGCUUCAAGUAGUGGACAAAUGUUUGGAGAAAAUACAGAAGAAAAAAUUAACAUUGACGAAAAAUACAAAGAAAUUAAUGAAGUGUUACAAGCGGAUCUAGACUUUAUUCAAAUUUCAAAUCAGUUUAGCGAUGGAGCAAGCGAAAAUUUUUUGAUAGAUCCUAGUUUAAUUUUCGAACAAAUUGCAACUCCGCCAAGAAAUAAAAACGAGGUUCCUGAUUUGAGUUUAGAAGAGUGUGGAUCAAACUUUCUAGGUGAUCCAGUUCUGAGUGAGAAAAUCGACAGUUUUGAAGACUUGGACACGUCGCAGGACUGUCGCUUAAAUGAGAGUUUGUUGGAGGAAUUUCUUCUUGACGACAGUUUUCUUCUCGAAGGGCGCAAAGAGUUUGAAGAGCUUGAACAUUUUCUUUUCGAUGAUGGCGCAGAAAAGUCGGGGUUUUUCUUGUCGGAUUUUUCUUUUGAUGACGAUGAGACUGUUACCCAACCGGCAACGUUUGAUGCUGAUAUGAAAAGUCUAGAGUCGAUAUUGGAAAACUCACAGUUAUUCAACAUGCAAGGCAAACAGUCAGUUGUGAAUGAAGAUGAAAAUUCCACAUUGGCAGAUUCAAAACACAAAGAUAAAGAGAAUUUAGCAAAUAUAAAGAACAAGAAACCUAUAUCUAAGAGAAAACGGAAGUUCAGAAGGACGCACAAGCAGAGGAGCAACAGGAGGUGACGAAAGGAUUUAAAUACGAAAGACUUUAAUUUUAAAGCAUUUGUUACUUCGCACCCUAAAGCAUUGGAAUGCAAUCAUUGUAUUAUGUUUCACUUAAUUAAUUAUUAAACUAUUAUGCUGUGUUACAAUCAACUUAUGAAACUGUGAAAAUGGACUUGUCAUUACGGUAUGCCAAUUAUUGUAAUUUCAGUGUGAAUUGUUAAUUUCUUAGUAAAACAGAGUGCAUAUUUUUCUAAUAUUUAUUUGUAGUUGUAUGUUAAUUUAUUUCUGUGCAGUAAGGCUGUAGUUUUUUUGUACAUUAUGUGGAAAGUAAUUAAAUAUGUUUAUAACUUCCUA